GACCUGCGUGACCUACGCUAUUUCCACUUUCAUUUUAAUGCUUCCGUAAAACGUGUGUUGUUAUGGUGUUUGUAAACAAGCCGAGAAGACAUUCAUGCUGUAAGCUUGAACAUGGCUACUAAAUCCACCAAGAAGAGUAAACCACAGCUAAUAAAAUCCACCGCAACAGACUCUAAACAAAAAACUACCCUGCCAGUUCAACAUGAAGAUGAAACCAACUUCCUUUUAGGACUAUACGAUGAGCAGCUGAAAAAAUCUGGUGUUGAAAUUGAAGAUUUGAACAAGAAGAUCGAGAGUCUUUCUACUGAGAAUGUGUUUUUAAAAGACGAGCUACAAAAAUUCAAAGAUUAUAAGCUUGAAAGGUAUGAGGAAAAAGUGGAAGAUCUAGAAAGCAAAGUAACGGAGUUAGAAAGGCAACUAACAUUGGCGAAAGAGGGGCAAACAGAAAAUGCAGACCUAAGCAAAGGACCAAAAAAGAUUAAUUUUGCAACAAAAUUCUCUGAACUUUACGACAUUAUAUGGAAGGAUGCUUUAAAGGAGCAAAUUGAUAAUGAAGGAAAGAGUGAGGAGGAUGGAAUCAGCUUUCUCCUUACUAUACUUAAGGAUGCAAAUGUAUUUUCGAGCACGCAAGUAAUCGAGUUUCAGAAUUCCAUGUCACCGUUCACAGCAGGUCGUGGGAUACCAAAUGAAAAGAAUUUGCCUCCAGGAGUGGUACAACAGUUUAAAGACAUCGCAAAAAACAUUUACAACAGUAUGAAAGAGCCACUUUCACACAUUUUCGUUGGGAAAUUCUUGCACAGUCAGAAGACUUCCGGAAAGACUUUUGGAAAAGCAACUACCAUGUACGCUGGGGCAUGUGCAAUAUUUUGCUGGUUUAAGUGUUUCGAAGAUCCACCACUUUACAUGGACGUCAGCAUUCCGAACGGGAAAUUCGAUACUGAAAAAUACAGAGCUUAUAAAAAUACCGGAACAGAAUACAGAUAUCUGGUUUGGCCCUGUCUCUACCUGCACAAAGAUGGACCAAUGCUUGUAAAGGGAGUUGCUCAAGGAAAAUGAACCAUUGGAUUAUGUACACAUUGUAUUUAAUUGAACUGUAAUUCAAAAUAUGCAUAUAUUCUUUUAAACCAAUCUUCUUUGGCCACCUUGAGAUUGCAUUAAAAUAUUUUUUUAAUUUUGUAGAUUUUCUGGCGAUUUUUUUCACUGAUAAGUUAUAUGACAACUAACAGAGUACAUGUGUAUAUUGUUAUGGCAAUCGUUAUUACAUGGAAAUGUGUAGGCAUAUGUGAUAACUCACGGAUCAAGUUGUUAUUGUAAUCAUUAUUACAUACAUUUAUGAAAACUAACAGGCCAUACUUUUAGUGCAAUCGUUAUUACAUGUACAUGUAUCAACUAACAAACCAUAUUUGUAUCGCAGUCGUUAUUACAUGUAUUUGUUACAAAUAACUUACUACAUUGCUAUUUUAAAAUAAUGUUAUUACAUGAACAAAUAUAU
This is a messenger RNA of Saccostrea echinata, 1492 nucleotides long. RefSeq lists its product as uncharacterized. Bases 112 to 1056 code for a protein of 314 amino acids. The record is from RefSeq and is a predicted model, not a curated record. NCBI's taxonomy places the organism in Eukaryota, Metazoa, Mollusca, Bivalvia, Ostreida, Ostreidae. The transcript is spliced from 11 exons.